AAUAUUCGGAAAGCCGGAAAUCGCUUGUGCGGAAAACGGAACAGUUGGUCUACUGAUAGGCGCAUCGCCACCGGUGCCGGGGUCUCCUGGAGGCGAGACUGGUGCUAAAAUCUGGUGGCGCCGCGAUUUAGCGCGCCCCGGCUUUCAGUCGUCUAUGGAAGUUUGUCGCUUGGAGGCACGGAGCGUCUCAGUGUCCAGCUUCAGGGGAUCUGCAAGCACUGCCGUGACGCUCUUCACCAAAAGGAGUACGAACGGUAGCAUCGAUCAGAUGAGCGGGGUUGGGACGGGAACGACGUUCGGUGCGCCGUCGGGCGAUGAACUUCGGUGUACGGGUUGUCAAAAUCCGAUUAGAGAAAGGUACCUUCUAAGAGCUUUAGAGCAAUUUUGGCAUGAAGACUGCCUAAAAUGCGCCUGCUGCGAAUGCCGGCUAGGAGAGGUAGGAAGUACGUUAUACACGAAAAGCAAUCUGAUUCUCUGCAAAAGGGACUAUUUACGGUUGUUUGGAGCUACAGGUCACUGCUGUGCCUGUGAAAAGGGAAUUCCAGCAUUCGAAAUGGUGAUGCGGGUAAAGGGUAACGUGUACCACCUUGACUGUUUCGCCUGUCAACAUUGCAACCACAGGUUUUGCGUUGGGGAUCGAUUUUUUUUACAUGAGAACAGAAUCCUCUGCGAAGCUGAUUAUGAAACAGUCCGUCGACAUUCGACGUCCAACUCCCCACGGUUACCGUUAGCCACCCUUCAGCAACACAAUAAGCCAAGCAGUGUGGAGGUACCUUGUGACAGCGUUUACGACUCCAGAUAAUAAAUGGUAGCUUCUAACCUCAAUCAAGGCCAUUUCCGCUAUUGCAAAUGGGGUCGGCCAGUUACGAUCAGAGUGCGGCAGAAUAGUGGAAAUUCGUAGCAAAAGCAAACAAGGAUCGGGACGAUGACAAAAUGGAGCCAUAACCUUCGACCUGGACGUCGCCGCCCGAAUUAGAUCGUAUGUCCUAAGAGGACCUCGAGAUCUAAUAUUGAUGCAGCUUCCUAGGUUAACCCUCGGCUAAUCUGACCAAGCGGGAUGUUAAACGUCCGUUUCGAUUGUAUCAGUUGACGGAGCAGCUUUUGUUGGCAGACAAUGUUAUCUACGUACACUGUAGACAUUCAUGCUUUUUACUGACCAUUGUUUAGAAUGCUGGUUCCACGGGUGAAAAUUACACUCUGUGUACUCGAAUAUAUAGCAGGGACGAUGCGGUAAUGAAUUUUUAAGAGGGUCUUCGUUGUCCGUUGCUAUACGCCUAGAGUGUAGCGAAGCUCCGCUCUGCCGUCGAUUUAACGACCUUUCGUAUUAGCAGUGACUGUUUUUCAUUAUUUUUUAAUGGUGUUUGAGUGUAUUUUCGCGUACACCCUGCGUGAUAGAUCACAGCUCUGACUGACACUAAGCGGUGUCUUGCACGAUACAGUGAUGAGCUAUAUCUAUUAGAAAAUACGUACUCCGAAAAAGUGUUGAAGUUGUAUAGUUUCAAGCACCACAUUGUACAGAGGAGUCCCGUCGCGAAACAGAGCUAGAUGCAAGUGAAUUUUGGAUCGAACCCAAGAUAACCCGCCAACAUGUCAUUUGCUUGCUGAAAAUAGUUAUUAUAUGCUCGUAUUAACACGUUAAUUACGUUCUAGUCGGAACGACAAUACAUGCUUCACACUGUAGCACAUACAUAUAUGACACACACGACGGCAAACAAAUAUUGUAUCACAUUUUUUUUUUUAAACAAUAUCUAUUAGUCCUUACUGCAGUCGAUUAUACUGUGGUCUAUGUACAUAGAUAUCUCAUAACGUAUGAUCAACAUGGACGCAGGUGUCGUUAACACGAUAGCAGACGUGUAGCAAAUGACGCGAAGAAUGUACAUAACAACAAAGGAUCGAAGUAGCAAUGAAAACUGAUGUAACGGUAAUGACGAUGACGAUGAUGAUCUAAAGGGACGCGACGAAUGAUCAAGGCGAUGGUAAUAAAAAUAGCAAAUGUGGUGUGUGUAAAUAUUUAACAACAACUUCGGAGGAGUAUUCAUUCGUUCUACGGCAAGAAACAUCCUAGUAGUAAUUGUAGCUUAAUCCUGCCUUGUCCUAGAGGACCUUUUUGAACCUCUUGCAGUAAAAACAAGAAGGUAACACUCUUUACAGCUUAAGAAUCUGAUAUGUCCUGUGACUGAUAGAAUGUACGAUGGUAGAGCAUUAUUCCUUCCGAGAACUAAGUUAUAUCAUGACCGAGGUGGUAUCCUCUAAUUAUUGUUGGUUAUAUCCAUUAAUUAUCGUUGGCGAUCCAACAGGAUUCUGGGUUAAAUAUUUAGCAGACACUAUAUUGAAUCGGUAAGUGUUCUCCUAUGGUUGGCGCUUUAUGAGGUGAUAAUAAACGACGCGAAUUUAUAAAGGAAUGAGGUCGUCUGGAAUUGAAUGGGUAAUAUAAAAUUCGAUGAGAUGAGUCGUCAGCGUAACAUAAUUCAGCAAUCAAUAAAAGCA
Molecule: messenger RNA, 2487 nt
Organism: Varroa destructor (honeybee mite)
Lineage: Eukaryota; Metazoa; Arthropoda; Arachnida; Mesostigmata; Varroidae
Product: LIM domain only protein 3-like
Biological process (GO): positive regulation of transcription by RNA polymerase II
Cellular component (GO): nucleus
Molecular function (GO): transcription coactivator activity; DNA-binding transcription factor binding
Source: RefSeq, a predicted model, not a curated record